AUGAUAGGUAGUCUUCUUUAUCUCACAGCUACUAGACCUGACAUUGGUUUUAGUGUUGGAGUGUGUGCUCGAUAUCAUGCAGAUCCAAAAGAAUCACACUUAAGCUCUGUUAGACGCAUCAUUAGAUAUGUGAGUGGAACAGUUGAUCUAGGAAUAUUCUAUUCUAGGAAUUCUAAUAUUGACUUGGCUGGUUACUCCGACGCCGAUUGGGCUGGAAACACGGAUGAUAGGAAAAGCACGACAGGGGGUUGUUUUUACAUGGGUAGCAAUUUCGUAGCCUGGUUGAGUAAGAAACAGAGUUCUAUAUCUCUAUCCACGGCAGAGGCCGAAUACAUAGCUGCAGGUAGUUGCUGUACUCAGCUUCUCUGGAUGAAGCAGAUGCUGAGUGAUUAUGGGAUUAAUCAAGUCUCUCUCGACCAUGUCUCUACUGAUAAUCAAUUGGCAGAUCUACUUACGAAACCACUAGAUGGAUUGAGGUUUGAGUCGCUUCGGACGGCUGUUGGUGUUUGCUCACCUAUCUGA
Olea europaea var. sylvestris is the source of this 522-nucleotide messenger RNA. RefSeq lists its product as uncharacterized. Lineage: Eukaryota; Viridiplantae; Streptophyta; Magnoliopsida; Lamiales; Oleaceae. The record is from RefSeq and is a predicted model, not a curated record. The coding region runs from base 1 to 522 and encodes 173 amino acids. The transcript has 2 exons.